CAGGUUGUUUAAACUUUUUUUUUAAACAAUUUGUUUACACUUUUUAUAUAUAUAUAUAUAUAUAUAUAUAUAUAUAUAUGAAGAGCUCUUUUCCAAAACGCGAUAAACGCCAAAUUAAAAAAAAAAUGACUUCGUCAUGCCAUUAUGCCGUGUACUGAACCUAUUCUCUGCUCCAUCAAUGUUUCAUGCUAAAUUGCUAUAUUUCCUUGUUUAAAAUGUACUGCAAGAUGCAGUUUUUUUCCAAAACGCUAUAAGCGCCAAACCUGUUUUUAGUCUAAAUGCGAUAUAUCCUAUCGACCAAUCAGAAUUCGGCGAGCGGUUGACGCAAUCUUGGCGGCGCUCUGAAUCGGGAUCUUGUUUGUGUUGCUCAGUCUUCAAAAUGAGUGCUAAUAACACUUUUGAUGGUCUGGAUGAGCCAGUGAGACCUACACCUGGCGACAGAAAACGCCGAUUGGACAAAGAAAAUCACAAAAAACAACAAAAAAAGAAGCUUCGCCACUCAGGCGGCACGUUAAUACCCACUGUGGGAUGUCAUCACAAGGCUGAAGCGACCGGUUUCUGUCAGGCAGAGAAGCUGUCACCGGACGACCUGAUGAUGAAUUUCAGUAAGUUUUAUGAAAGACCAAACAAGGUUGACCAGGACAGGACCAUUCUUAAUCUCCUGGACAUAACGCGUGUGAAAAGGCAGCGUCUGAAAGUCCUGGACGUCAACAAACGAAAAGACCGGAACAUUUCUGUCAAGUACAAUCUUUUGUGCGGCAAUCACCCGGAGAAGGUGCCCGUUUGCAAGGCGACCUUCAUUAAAGUGUUCGGCAUCAGCAAAGACCGUGUGUCCCGGGUGGCUAAAUAUUAUGCUGAGACUGCUGAGGCUCGCCCAGAGAGAAGAGGUGGUGCACGGCACAGUGAGGAGCACAACAGGAGAAGGCAACUCAUUGUUGAGCACAUCCAGUCUUUUACCUGCAGGGCCAGCCAUUAUGGUCGGAGAGGAGCACCAGGCCGCAAGUAUGUCCCCAGUGACUUGAAUGUGCACAAGAUGCAUGAGCUCUUUGAGGCUCAGAACCAUGCUCAGACCAGCUACUCCCUCUAUUACUCCGUGUUCUCCAAGGAUUUCAAUCUUGGCUUCGGUCACCCAGCUACAGAUGCAUGCUCUGAUUGUGUCAAGUACAAGAUCACGAUUACAGAUCCAAACCUAACUGAGGCAGAGAAGAAGAUGGAAUCUGCAUCAUUCAUCUUGCAUCGUCGCAGAGCUCACAUGUUUUAUGACCUGUUAGGCAGGGUUGCUGAAGGUCAUGUGACCCUCAGUUUUGAUAUGAUGCAAAACAUGGUCCUUCCAAAAACCCCAAUAGGACAGGCCUAUUACUCACGGCAGAUGUAUCUGUACCUGUUUGGUGUUGUUGUACAUCAUGGUGAGAACAGCCAACAGGAAAAAGAUGAUGUCCAUCUCUAUGUGUGGCAGGAGAAUGAGAAUAGCAAAGACAGCAAUAUGAUUGCUUCUGCACUGAGUGACUGCCUCAAGGUUCGACUUCAGGACAAAGUCAGCAGAUCCAGGGGACUUCGGCUAUUCAGUGACUCUUGUUUUGGGCAAAACAAAAACAUGAACAUGCUGUCCAUGCUCAUGGAAUUUCGUCAGCUUUUUCCUAACCUUGGCAUAGAGCAUACCUUUCCAGUAAGGGGCCACAGUUUUCUCCCAGCAGACCGAGUCUUUGGCAGAAUUGAGCAGAAGAUCAGGAAAAUUGACACAAUUCUGCUACCACAGGAAUACCAUGCCAUCCUGCAGCAAUUCGGCCAUGUUCACGUUUAUGGCACAGACUGGGAGGCAUUUGAUUAUAGGUCAGCCUCAAAAGAGUGCGUUAAGGCUCAGAAGAGCUUUAAAAUCAGUGAAGCACGCAUGCUUGACUUGAGUACCAACAAGGUUGGUUUGAAGACUACUUACAAUGGGGAGUAUUGUUUUCAUAGUGUAUUAAAGCGGGGCAAGCGGUGGGCUGACCUUAAACCUGAGUUACUUCCAAAGCGAACCUCUGUGAAGGCAUCAAAGAAGCGCGAUGUGCUGGCACUAUUAGGAGCAGUAGGUGUGUUGAUGUAGUGAGGGCUUUUUAUGAUGAUGCACUGUAUCAUGUGACUGACAACGCAGGCCAUAGUGAUGAAGAUGCAGAGUGAUCUAUACUCACUCACUCACUCUCACUCACUAACUCUCUGUCAUACACACACACACUCUCUCUCUCUCUCUCUCUCUGUCCUCUCACACACUCAAAGCACAUUUCACACACUAUGUGGUUAGUUUUAUGUAUAGCGGACAAUGGUCCUUCUGUUUACGAGUUUGACACUUUACUGAAUACCAAUGUAUUAUUGAAUGACUUGCCUAUGAAUAUUGUUAUCAUUAUUAGUUAGUUUUUCAUGCAUAUAUAGUGGACAAAUUGUUCUACUUGUUACAGGUUUGACACUUUACAAAAAAAAAGGCUUUGAAUGUAUUUCUAAAUUACUUGCCUAUUGAGGAUUGUUAUCAUUACUAUCAUUACUUUUUACAGGUUCGGCACUGAAUGACUAUUAAAAUGUGUUACUAAAUUAUCUGAAUGUAAUGUUAACAUUGUUGUAGGUUUAUUUAAUUGGUAGUAUAUGUAUGCGUGUUAUUUUUAAAUUAUUUGUUUUAUGUGGUGGACAAAUAUUUAUUUUAUUUAAAUUUUAUUAUUUAUUUGGCUGCUAUUUAUUUCAUGAAUUUGCUUUUAUUUUAUUUAUAUUAAUUUAUAGUAUGAGUCCCUGUUGUCAU
This is a messenger RNA of Carassius auratus (goldfish), 2764 nucleotides long. RefSeq lists its product as uncharacterized. The record is from RefSeq and is a predicted model, not a curated record. NCBI's taxonomy places the organism in Eukaryota, Metazoa, Chordata, Actinopteri, Cypriniformes, Cyprinidae. The transcript has 2 exons. The coding region runs from base 380 to 2083 and encodes 567 amino acids.